AUGGAUGCUCCCCAGCUUUCGCAAAUUCACCGGCCGGGGCAGCUUUGCUGGAUCCGGUCAAGCCAUCGGCAAGUUGGGCAGUCGUGGCCCGCAAAAGUCGGGGGAGGGCCGAGGAUCCACCGGAGGACCAUCUGGGGGAACGCACUUCUCCGCAAGUCGCCCGGAGCUGAUAAAAUCAAGCGCUUGUCCACUUGCUCCUCCCCACCUUCGCCGACGCCCGUCAUGCCCGAAAGAAGUCUGGUCGAGCUGGAGGAUGCGCGUCCGUCUCCACGGAAGGCGGUCAAUCAGCAUCACUGCCCACACUGCGACAAAGCGUACGAGCGACCGGACCACCUGGCCCGGCAUCUGGACUCACACCGCAACGAACGUGUAUAUCAAUGUCCCAUCUGUCAGCGUGGUUUUAAUCGUCGAGAUGUACUUCAGCGGCAUCAAGCCGUGCACGAAAAGGAGGAGACCGACGGUACGACGUCCUCUAGAAGAACCAAGGAGCGUGCGAUCGAAGCGUGCGAAGCAUGCGCGACCGCAAAAUUGAGUUGUGGUAAUGAAAGGCCCUGCAAGCGAUGCGAAUCCAAAGGCAUCUCAUGUGCUCCGCGAUCCAAAGGAGGACGUCGGUCCAGCACGCGCUUGUCAUUCUCUGUCUCAGUCCCCUCACAUUCGCCCAGACCCGGGAAUCAAGCGCUCGAUCAGUCGACAUACUCAGGGACACCUGACUCGGGCCCUUCUGAAUAUAGCGGGCCUCCCUUGCCCGGGUCCUAUCCAGGAAACAUCCCUGGGCUUUUCCAUGCAAGUCUAACUCCUGUCCACGGGGAUGGGACGUUAGACAAUGUUAUCCCGCCGAAGAGCGUGCCGGUCUACUCGCCUCUCAACGGAUUCCCUGCCUUUUUUGAGCAGGUGAUGUUGCCCGGUUUCGAGACGAAUGACCCAAUGCAAGGCACACAGCACCCACGUGUGUUUGAUUUCAUGCAAGAUACUGAAUUUAACAUGGCGGACAGCGAUGUGUUUGGAAUUGAUUUUAUCCCGGAGCUGGAUAAGAUACUCGAUGUUACGCUCGCCCCAUCUGGCUUCGAAACCCCUCAGCAGCCGCCACCCGAUGAUGAGAAAUCUGCCAGUCAGCGGGCUGCUGCGUUUGGCCGUUCUGUGUGGCUUUGGGUUCCGGAGAAGAACCAACAUGCUUUUAGCGACGAGCAACGUCUUCCGCUGCGCGAUGGCGACAGCAUCUCAUCCUCCAAUCAAAAUCAUAUCGAUAGUAUGAAGAUUCCUGGACAUCUUUCAUAUCAAGCUCGUGACGACAUUCUCAAAUUAGUCUUACGGACAGGCGGCUCGCGACUGUCAGUCGCAACAUUUCCGUCCGCCGACUACCUAGACACACUGAUCAAAAUUGGCAUCGGCAAGCGGAUUGAAACAGAUGCGUGGAUUCACCCGUAUACCUUCUUCGAUGCCGGCUAUCAACAGCUCCGGCCCGAACUUCUCACAGCCCUAGUUGCGGCAGGCUGCGUUUGCUGUGGUAUGCCAUCGAUUAACAAAACUGGCAUUGUGCUUCAAGAAAUCACGCGGGUGAGCCUCGCGCAAUUGGUCGAAGAAGACAAUAGCAUGCUUCGGGACUUGCAAUACUUGCAGGCCUCUAUGAUAUGGCUGGAUAUUGGUGUGUUCUGUGGAUAUACUCGGAAGAUGCAGAUCGCAGAGAGCUAUCUACAGCCACUCGUCACGGCUCUACGUAGAGGGGCGGCUUUUGACCAGUCAACAUACACUGUCAUUACUCCGUACACAUUUGAAAACAACGAGGAGUCUCUUCAACGAGCAUGGCAUGCUUGGGUACGCCAGGAAUCUCUCCGGAGACUUGUCUACCACCUAUUUGCUCAUGACGUCAUUGUCGCUGCUGCCUUAAAUCGACCUGCACUCAUCUCUUAUACGGAGUUGACAUUACACUUUCCAUCUGCGAGGGAUUUGUGGCUCGCUCCCGAUGCUCAAGCCUGGAGGGAAGCCUGGAUGACCAAAUACCGAGUGGCUGCGUGCUCUGAGUUCAGUCUACGGGACUUGUUGGCCGACCCGUCCCUUCUUGUGCAGCUGCCAGACGAUCUCGAUCUGGAAAUUGCGACAAACGCUCUCCUUCAAGCUUUGGCUCUACAAGUCUGGGAAUUUCGUCAGCAAAUGCUUGUUUCACAAGCUUCCCGAUCGGGUCAUCGCGCCACUACUCGCUUAUGGCUUCAAAGUCGGCAAGAUGAUCUGUACAUGACACUUCAAGCUGUGCAGCAAGACUCGCGCAAUCCCCUCCCCGUGACAACGUUAUUCAAUGAAUUUGUCAUGAUGUCCCUGCAUAUUGAUAUGGACGCAAUCCAAAGGUUCGUCGGAAAGAUGGGCGAGCUCGAUGCUCGACGGGCCUAUCCUGGACUAAGGGACUGGAGCCGAACCAGAGAGGCCCGCACUGCGAUUUGGCAUGCCGGUCAAGUGAUCCGAGCGGCCCGGAAUGUGGCCAUUUUCCAAUUGCGAGGAUUUGAUUCUCUUUCACUCUACCACGCCACACUGGUCCUCUGGGUUUACAGCUUGCUCCAAUGUGGCGAGAACAAGCGAGACGAAAUGAUUGCACCUAUGCGAGAUGCCGGAUCUGGGGCUCAGGUCUCUCUCGAUGGAAUGGAAACCCCCGUCACCAAAUCGUUCCUGAACCACGGCAUCGGUCGGCCUGGGCUAAUGAUGCUCCAAUCUCAAGGCCCACAGUCUCAGGACAUUUCUGUUUUCUGCGAAUUGAAUAAACCCCGUGCUGUCAUGGCCGUCGCUCGGCAGGUCUUCAAAGGCAACUGUCCCCGGUCCUCCCCAGAUGAUAUGUUGCCCCCUAUGAUUCACAACCUAUGCGCCUUAAUUGAAGAUCUGGGAUCCCUUGUCUAG
This is a messenger RNA of Penicillium oxalicum, 2880 nucleotides long. RefSeq lists its product as uncharacterized. The transcript is spliced from 9 exons. Gene Ontology annotation, molecular function: zinc ion binding; DNA-binding transcription factor activity, RNA polymerase II-specific; DNA binding. The record is from RefSeq and is a predicted model, not a curated record. Gene Ontology annotation, biological process: DNA-templated transcription; regulation of DNA-templated transcription. Lineage: Eukaryota; Fungi; Ascomycota; Eurotiomycetes; Eurotiales; Aspergillaceae. Bases 1 to 2880 code for a protein of 959 amino acids.